Messenger RNA from Prorocentrum cordatum, 1415 nucleotides. The record is from the annotation of a GenBank genome assembly. NCBI's taxonomy places the organism in Eukaryota, Dinophyceae, Prorocentrales, Prorocentraceae.
GGCCAAAGUCGUCCUGGCUUACAGCUUGUCGCCAGUUUCCUGACCUCCCUUCACAGCCUGGCCGGUGGGCUGGUACUACAUUUAGACUACAUACAUUCCGCGCACCACAGACUCGGCGAUGUCGGCGAGGGCACUCCUCGUGCUGCUGGCCCUGGCGCCUGUUGCCUGCUCCCUGUCGCUCCACAGGGCGGAGGAGGCGGCGGGCGACAUGAUGUUCGCCCUGUCGUCCGAGGGCGCCUCGAAGGCCGAGGCCGAGGCGGGGGCCGGGGACGUGCUGGCCGCCCUGUCGUCCGUCUCCGAGGCGCAGGAGGAGCGCACCGAAGACGAGUACACCUCCGUGGGCAGCCUGCUCUCCGAGGCAGAGGCGCUCCUGCAAGAGGAGGUGGCGAGCAACCAGGAGGCGGCCGAGGAGGAGAUCGCGCUCCUCCAGGAGGUGGAUGCCGACGAGAAGGUGGCCGAGGAGGAGAUGGACGCGGACAGCGACCCCGAGGCGCCUGCGGCCGAGGCGGCCCCUGCGGCCGAGGAGCCCGCCGCCCCAGCGGCCGCGGUGCCCGCCGCGGAGGCCGCCCCAGCGGCCGAGGCGGCCGUGGCGGGCAGCUCCGAGGGUGCCGCCACCAACGCAUCGGUGAACGCCACUGAAGUGCAGGCUGACGAUAACCAGAGCAGGGCCAACUUGUCCACGUAUUUCGACCCGAAGCUGAUGGCCAUUUUCCGGGAGAAGCAGGCGCACCUUAAGGAGACAAUGAAAGAUUUCAUGGUGUCGAAGAAGGAGCUGGACGUGGCCAAGUUGGCCGCGAACUUGGCGAUGAAGAAGCUGAGGCUGGCGACCGAGAAGCGGAGGAAGAUCCUGAUGGGCGAGAGGAUGGCCGAGGCCGAGGAGCGUCGGGCGAUCAAAGAGAACCGUCGACAGGCCAAGACGGAGAUGACCGCGCGCGCGGAGCAGUUGUUGGAGGAUUCUCUGGGUGGCCUGGCGGGCGUGAACAUGAGCUACAUGGUGGACGUUGUCCUGGCCUUGCCAGAGGCUCUACAGGACGAGGAGUUCGUGGAGGACUUCCGCAACGUGACGAAGAGGGUGGACGUGAAUGUCAGGAAGUUUUUGGAUCAGACCCAGCAGAAGACCACCCAGUUCGUCAAAGACAGCACCUCCGCUUCUGACGUGGAGUUGCGUUUCAUCAUGGCGAAGUUCUUCCACGAGUCCGGCUUCCGCCUCCGAGGGCUCCACCAGGACAGUUUGAAGGCCAUCCAGUUGCUCAGGCGCACGGUCCCGGAAGACCUGGAGAGGGCGCUAUUCCCGUUCCUCGGGCAGCUGAAUGCCAACACGGUGCGCCUCAGGAUCAAUGCCACCAGCCUGGCCACCGCCACCCCUAAGGAGGCGUGCGACCAGAUCACACAAAUCAUGGCCAACGUCAGCGAUU